Molecule: messenger RNA, 4293 nt
Organism: Gossypium arboreum
Lineage: Eukaryota; Viridiplantae; Streptophyta; Magnoliopsida; Malvales; Malvaceae
Product: YTH domain-containing protein ECT2-like
Exons: 8
Coding region: 321-2381 (686 amino acids)
Biological process (GO): mRNA destabilization
Cellular component (GO): cytoplasm
Molecular function (GO): mRNA binding
Source: RefSeq, a predicted model, not a curated record
GGAGCAGGUGGACGAGUGGUGUCUUGCCAACUCUUCGGUACACGCAGAUAUUUCCUUCCUUCCCUUCCCUUCCCUCCCCCCCCCUCCCCUCUCCUUCAUCACUCCCAAUGCCCCCGCUUCUCUCUGCUUCUUAACACAACAGCUCUUCACCAAAUUAACCCCCCAAAAAAAACAAAACAAAAAUAAGCUUCCUUUCCAGAGCCCCUGCUCUCUCGAAUCUCGAUCUCCAACCCAAAAUAUUUCAUCAAACCAAAACUUAUCUUUCAAUUCAUUAUUAUUAUUAUUAUUAUUAAAACUUACAUUUUGUUCGUCUGUAAUUUAUGCCAAUGGCUCACCAAACUUCUGAUCGAAUGACCUCUACUGACUCGGCAGAGGUUUUCAACGUUAUGGUUCUGGAUAGCAACAUCCUUUCUAACCCGAACGCUUUGACUAAUAAGGAUUUGAUAGCUGUUGGUUCCUUGAGGGAUGGUUCAUCCCAUCAGUCGGGAUUCAUGCCAUCUGUUGUUGAGUCCACGACAACCUAUUUGCCGAAUGCCUAUUCUCCUGAGGCACAGUUCCAUCAAGAAGAUUCCACUGAAGGUGAUUCUAAAUUGGAUGUGAGGCAUGACAUGCAAUUUUAUGGGCUACGGUUGCUUAGGCAGCUAGUUAGCACGGUUGUGGCUGGCAGAAUAAGCUUUUUGUAUGGCACAUUAUGCUCUUUCUUACUUUGCUCAUUACUCAUGAAGUUUUCUCUAUGCUUUUGGAAUGCAGCUCAUAAACAGAGUUCAUUGCUUCCAUAUGUUAAUGCUGAGGGUUUGGACAAUGGUUUUCAUGACAUUUACAAUGAAACUGCAUCUCUUGGGUUUCAUGGUCUUGGGCAUAGUCCACAAAUGCAACAAAGAGCUUAUGCUCCGGUUUCAUCUUAUCUGCCUCCUGUUGGGGAUCCUAUCGGGCUGUCCAAUGCAAGGCAUUUCAUCACCAUAGAUUCAUCUUAUCACCAGCCAUCAGUUUCCCGAAAUAUUCCACAUGUUACUUCAAAGGCCCAGUUUUCUCAUUUAGAGUGUCCUGUAAAUAUUGAGCAACAAUUGGUUGGAAAAAGAUUUGGGCUGGGAACCAAUUACCUUCCUCAGUCAGGAUCAUUUGAUGGAGGAAGAAACUUCUUUGGAAGCUCCAGCAGUCUUUGCUCUUCAUACCAAGGGUCUGAUGGUUUUGCGGUUGGUGGAUUCUGCUCAGACUGGUCAAAGCCUUUUAGUGGGAAGAGUUCUCUGUUUCGUCCCUCAUAUGCACCAGCUUCUCCAAAACGGGUUGGUUCACUAGAGUUUUCUUCAAACGACCCUGCAAUGGUUUCUUUUCAAAAAGGGCCAUUUAAUGGGUUUGGUUGUACUAGCUCCAGCUCUAGAGGCUACAGUGGUAGCAAAAGUGAUCAACGUUCUUGUCAUGGCAGUGUCUCUACUAAUAGUUUAGGAAUAAGUGGUCAUAACUGGCCUACGCUUGCUGAAGCAAGACAAGGAGGGAGCUGCAAUGACUUCUCCUGCAGUUGUACUGUAACGCUUGAUACACUAAGUGAGCGUAAUAGGGGACCUAGGGCAUUUAAGCCGAAAACACAGAUAACUACGAAGGGUUUUAUUGUUGAUAGCAGCAAGAAUGGCACAAUUAAUGGCAUUACCAAUGGAUCCUACAACCGACAGAAUUUUGUCACUGAUUAUGAGGGUGCCAAGUUCUUUGUGAUAAAAUCUUAUAGUGAAGAUAAUGUUCACAAGAGCAUUAAGUAUGGUGUCUGGGCAAGCACUCCUAUUGGCAACAAAAAAUUAGAUACUGCUUAUCAUGAGGCAAAAGCUAAACAAGGAACAUGCCCUGUCUUUCUCUUAUUUUCGGUCAAUGCUAGCGCUCAGUUUUGUGGAGUGGCUGAGAUGGUGGGACCUGUUGACUUUGAUAAAAGUGUGGAUUAUUGGCUUCAGAAUAAGUGGUCUGGGCAAUUCCCUGUAAAGUGGCACAUUAUUAAAGAUGUCCCCAAUAGUCAGUUCCGCCACAUUCUACUAAAAAGUAAUGACAACAAGCCUGUUACUAACAGUAGAGAUACUCAAGAGGUGGAGUUUGAACAGGGCAUUGAGAUGAUAAACAUUUUCAAGAAUUAUGAAAGUCAUUCUUCAAUCCUUGAUGACUUUUAUUUUUACGAAGAGCGGCAAAAAGCAAUGCAGGAAAGGAAGGCCAGGCAGCUAACUAGCCUAGUGGCUUCCGAUGAUUUAGUGUGUGAAGCAUCAAACCUCGUCUCACUCCCUAAUGAUAUCGUGAAGAAAAUGUCCAAGAGCUUUGCAGAAGUUCUUUUGUUAAACGAGAAUGAGCAAGCAGGCGGAGGAACUGGAAAGGUGCUCUCUGCUGCCUGUGGAGGCCAUGGUAGAUAGGUGCAACUACAAAUUUGGCCAACAAGGAAACAAAUAUGAUGGGUAGGGAAUGACAGUUUAUACCUUUAUACGCAUAUUACGAAAAGUGGGUUUAAAUCCAACCAAUGCCAUCUCUUACGUUGAUCUCGUGUUUGUUUCUUUAUUAUUUCCUGCCUCGCAAGUUUUGAGAAGGCACCUAGUUUGGGUUAUCUUGGUUUAUGGAUUUUAUUUGUUUAGAUUAGAUAGACAUAUUCUGCAGCAGUCCGUAAGAUAGACUUGGUUCAUAACUUUAUAUCGUAUGUAUACACUAUAUAUACCUCAGCUAAUAUAUCUAACUAAUUUUAUUCUUUACAAAAAGCAAAGGAAACUUACAAGGAGAAAUGGUGAAGUUGUAUGAAAAGGUUGGGAGUCUAAUUCUCUAGGAGCCUGUCUGUCUUUGUGUGUGGAUGGUGGGUACUAGGAUAGCAUUAUAGACUGGACUUGGGUGGGCUUCACCUCUAGUCCUUUGCUCUUUUUCUUUCUUCAAAUUUUAAACUUGCUGCGUUAGUUAUAAAGGAAAAUAUAAUAGAAAACAAAAAAUUGGUAGAAAAGGUCCCAACACUCCAAAAUGGGUAUGGUAAUUGUAGUUUGCACUCUGGGACUGGAAUGCGGUAUGUAGAGGUUCAGAACAGAUUAUUAGUAAAAUUAUGAGUAUAGCAAUAUAUUUUUAAUGCCUUCAAUCAUGUGUAGCGGUGGUGUCUUUGUGGUAUCGGCAUGUGAGGCAGUUCUUGUCCAGACAAGUGUGUUCACUGUUCAGUGUUCUGGCUUCACGGGCCUAAUGUCAGCCUCGAAAUCGUAUGAUAAUUGUUGGGUUUGAAUUAGUUUUGAAAACGUUAUGGUUAAUGUCUAAUAGUUUUUUUUUUUCCUCAAGAAUUGAGCCGAAUAUCAAAGUCAUUGGGCAGACCCAAAUCCAAUUUCAUCAAGGUGGAUUUUAAUUUUAUUUAAAGGGAGGGGUAAAUUGCAACCAAAAAAGAAGUUUACAAUUUAACACCCAUGUUUAGUUUUGUUUUCAUUUUGGUUACUAUGAUUCUAUUGACAAACGGAAUACCAACGGGCUGGCCAAAUCAGCUUUUUUUUUCCCACCAAAUCAUUCUUUUUUUAAUUUUCCACCAUCCUCCGAGUACAAGCAACUAAUACUCAACCUCGACACACUGCCUCCAUAGUCGUUUCUCCAUCAUUAAUCACCCUCAGCUCCACCUUCAACACCCACCAUUCCGCUCUCAUUCAAUCUUGCCUCAACCCUCAAUUUCCAUCUUCAAAACUUUUAUCAUACUCUACACCUAAAGUCAACCACUGCCAUACUCCACCAUCCCAACUAAAAAAACCUAAUAAUUCUUAUACCCAAACAACUUGCAGACCAAAACCUAAAUUAACCAACAACCAAAGGAAAAAAAAAACACCUAAGAAGCUCCUUGUUUUGGAAGCCCCAAAUCAUAAACUGAAAACCCCAAAAAGGUCAGAAACGAAAUAAACAAGCAAAAACAAAUGAAGCAUCUUAAGUUCGAAUAGCAAGAUCUAGGAGGUGGUUUGACGAUCUGAACAGUGAAAGAGUAGCUCCAACCAAAAGGAGCAACACACUUCGGAACCAAGCCAACCAGACAGCUGCCAGCGGCCGACUUGCAUUUUUGGCUUCGAACAUUUCUUGGGUUUUCGAAGGAUUCGGGCAUCUUUCAAGGAAAUCUAAACCAUAGGGACAGAAGUCUAUAGAUCGGCGAUCUCCGAUUGACACUCCGACGGUGGCGGUAGAUCUAACGGCGACUAGGGUUUAGAGUGAUUUAUAGUAAAAUGUUAGUGACUAAAAUUAGCAAAAAGAAAAAAGAAAAAGAGAUGUAUAUUAUACAAAUCCAAAAUAGAAAAUAAAAAAUAUGAUCUGGCCAACCACGUUGGAAUUCAA